CACCCUUGCCUCCCGUGGACCGUAGCGCGCCCGAUCAUAAACUCCUAUCCCACGUACUAUCCGUACUCCCAAAGAGUAAGCAACCUAGUGAGAUCGAUCUGGUUUUUUGCACCUAGUGGGAUAAACGUGAAAGAACAGGUCAGGAAAAUGAGAUUCGGGUCUGCCUCAAUUCUUCUUGUUCUUGCGAUUGUAACAUUAGUUACUGCUAAGAAAUCCGGGGAUGUAACUGAAUUACAGAUUGGUGUGAAGCACAAGCCAAGUACUUGUGGACUCCAGGCUCAUAAAGGUGAUAGAAUUAAAGUACAUUAUCGGGGAAAGCUUACUGAUGGAACUGUGUUCGAUUCCAGUUUUGAAAGGGGUGACCCUAUUGAAUUUGCGCUCGGUCAAGGUAGCGUGAUCAAAGGAUGGGAUCAAGGACUUCUUGGAAUGUGUGUGGGUGAAAAGAGAAAGUUAAAAAUACCUGCUAAACUUGGUUAUGGUGAAAACGGGUCCCCACCUAAGAUCCCAGGUGGUGCAACACUUAUCUUUGACACUGAGCUUGUAGCCGUAAAUGGAAAGACAUCACUAGAGGGAGACAAAUCUGAUGACCUUUAGCUUUAAAGAUUUAAUGGUAACAUCAAGUACUAUAGCAUCUGUAUUUUUUGACAAAAAUGUAAGAGUAAUAAGGAGUACUUAACAUUUACAUUUAUUAAUCGAAUGAUCUCAAACAAUGCUUGUGAAGAACACCUGGGUUGGCGGCACGGCUGAUUGACCUAGUGAUUAAUCUGAAUAUUCUGCCAAUCGGCACGUUCUGAACACAUUCUACAUGUGCAUUAAUUUUGCGACUGGUGUGCUUUUUAGACUCGUUAAAUUCAAAUCUGUUCUUCG
Messenger RNA from Cuscuta epithymum, 867 nucleotides. NCBI's taxonomy places the organism in Eukaryota, Viridiplantae, Streptophyta, Magnoliopsida, Solanales, Convolvulaceae. The record is from the annotation of a GenBank genome assembly.